AUGAUGACCUCCCUGCUGCUGCACGUGGCAUCCGCUGGCUUUGCUGCCGCCGCUCGCUUGGGAGAGGCGCCGCCGAUGGGCUGGAGGAGCUGGAACGCCUUCCAGCUCGAGGUGGGCGCCGACAAGAUGCAUCGGCAGGCGGUGGCCCUCGCGUCCAGGCUGCCCAGCAAGGGGCCCUCUUUUGGCACGCUGCUCUCCCUGGGCUUCCGCGACGUCGGUGUCGACGACGGCUGGCAGGACUGUGGCGCCGGCUACAAUGGCACCUUCCAUAGCGAAGCUGGCAUCACGCUGGUGAACACUUCCCGCUUCGACAACCUCAGCGACAUGACGAGCAGGGCGCGGAGCUUGGGCGUGAGCAUGGGCUGGUAUCUGAACAAUUGUUGGUGUUCAGAGCUUGGGAGGAUCCCUGGGGGUCAUGGCAACGCUGUGGACGACCUGCGGCUGAUAGUCGGGGCAGGUUUCGCGAGCGUCAAGAUCGAUGGUUGCGGCCCCGCGCACGGCAUGGAGUUGUGGACUGACGCUUUGAAAUAUGUGGGCGCAGAGGGCGCACUGCUGGUUGAGAACUGCGGGAAUAAUAGGAAGCUCGAGGAUGUUUGGUCCCCAGAGGAAGGCUUGCCGUCUGAAGGGAACCCUCUGCCAGUCUGGGUACCAGCCAGCCCCGACGACGUGCGGGGUGAGAAAUGCGAGGGGUUCCAGACGUACCGCGUGUCGAGAGAUAUCUCCCCACAGUUUUUCUCCACCAUGUGGAACUUGCAGCAGAUGCUGCCCUUCCUUGGGGAGGAGCCUCUCUCGCGGCCCGGCUGUUGGGCGUAUCCGGAUAUGUUGCAGGUCGCAAACCAGCUGAGCUUCCAGGAGUCUCGGUCGCAUUUCGGCGCUUGGUGCGUGACCUCGUCGCCAUUGGUGCUUGGGUUCGACCUGACGAACACGACGGUGUUCGACGAGGUCUACUCGAUCGUCGGCAACGAGCUGGCGAUCUCCGUGGACCAGUCCUGGGCGGGCCACCCCGGCCGGCUGGUGAAGCAGUCCCCCGACAGCAUCACGGUGGAGGUGGCGCACACCGCAGAUGCCGCCCUUGCCGACCAGAGCUGCAGGUACCCCGUCGGCAACGUCGACACGUUCGGCACGCCGCGGUGUGAGCGGACGACCCUGCCACGCUGGCAGGUCUGGAGCAAGCCGAUGCCCGAUGCCGCAGUGGCCGUCUUCUUCGUGAACAUCGGCGACGCUCCCUUGGAGAAGAUCAGCGUUUCGCUUGCGGAGCUCACCAUCGACUCGAAGCAGGAGGUGGUCGUGACCGACAUAUGGAAGCAGGAGGCUGGCGUCCAGAGGAUUCCGCCCGGUGGCGAGCUCUCGGUGAGUGGCCUGCCAAGUCACGACAGCGCUUUCUUUCUCCUCGAGCCGGUGGUUAAGUACGACAUGGGUCGGACUGUCGCGGUGUAG
Prorocentrum cordatum is the source of this 1437-nucleotide messenger RNA. The record is from the annotation of a GenBank genome assembly. Lineage: Eukaryota; Dinophyceae; Prorocentrales; Prorocentraceae.